Molecule: messenger RNA, 1350 nt
Organism: Aspergillus heteromorphus CBS 117.55
Lineage: Eukaryota; Fungi; Ascomycota; Eurotiomycetes; Eurotiales; Aspergillaceae
Exons: 2
Coding region: 146-1297 (383 amino acids)
Source: RefSeq, a predicted model, not a curated record
CCUCAACAUAGGUAAAACACAUGUCGCAAAGCAAAACAAGAACAGCAGACAGAUCACAUGACCCACCCAUCACCCAUCACAACCAAUUCCACAUCAACAAAUCAACACCACCUCCCACAAUCUUCCCAUCACCACGACACGAACAAUGCCCACCAACCCCCAAAUAACACCCACCAACCACCUCACCUUCGACGUCUGGAACACCUCCGCCACCGGCCAUCAAGUCGCCGACUCCGCCCGCGGCUCUGCCUGGCGCGACACCCGGCGCCAAAAACUCACUCGCCAGUUCGGGUCGCGCGAUGGCGACUGUACGUCUAUCUCUGUUUUGGGGGGAAAUCGAACGGGCACGGGGAUAAAAUCUGGCGGUAAUGGUGGGGAGGAAGGUUCACGGGGGGAAUGGGUUUUUGAGUCUCCUUCUCUUCCUUCUUCUUCUUCUUCUUCUUCUUCUUCCUCCUUUUCUUUAUUGUCGGGGAGGAGGCCCAUGAUGGGGAUAGGCAAUGCGAAUGCGAAUGUCGGUCGGGAUGACGGACAGCAGCGAAAGCAGAGGGAUAUACGGAGUAUGUUCGGACAGGUUCGGAAGAGGGAGACAAAUGAGGCUUUUGGUUCCUUGGGAGAGGAGGGGAAGAUGGGGAAGAGGAUGAGGGUUGAGUCGCAGGCUGUUGCUGCUGCUGCUGCUUCUUCCGGCGCAUCGUGCUUGCCGAUGUCAACAAUUGAGUCGCCUACCUCUACGUCUACAGCUACAGCUACAGCUCCCGUUACAUCUGCAUCUAUACCUACACCUGCAGCUACGUCUACGUCUACAUCGACAUCUACACCCGCCGAUUCCCAUCCCAAUCCCCAUCCCCACCCUACUUCAUCAAUAUCCCCAUCCUCAUCCCCACCCCAAAUCCUCACCAACCUCACCAUCCACAUCAACGGUCAAACAACCCCGCACAUAUCAGACCACAAGCUCAAACGCCUGCUCGUCGCCCACGGUGCCUCCCUCGCCAUCGCCCUGAACCGAAAAGUCACGCAUCUCGUCGUCGGCCAGCCGAAUUCCGGCCCCGGUCGGGGCGGCGCCGGCGGGGGUCUCGCGGCGGGGAAACUGCAGAAGGAGAUUCAGCGCGCCGGGUGGAAGGGGAUUAAGUUGGUGAGGGUCCAGUGGGUCCUCGAUAGCAUUGCGGCCGGGAAACGUCUCUCCGAAGCGAAAUAUGCCGCUCAUCUCGUGCCGAAUCAGAAGAGCGUCUUUGGGUUGAUGAAGGCGACUGCGAAUGGAACGGCUCCUACGACUACACCUACGACCACGCCCGCAUCGUGACAUUGCUGCGAUUCCAUUAUUCUAUAAAUCGUCGUAUAUACAUUAUUCUGUGU